This is a messenger RNA of Castor canadensis (American beaver), 790 nucleotides long. The record is from RefSeq and is a predicted model, not a curated record. NCBI's taxonomy places the organism in Eukaryota, Metazoa, Chordata, Mammalia, Rodentia, Castoridae.
GCUGUGUAUCUCUGUGGCAUCAUCGCUGGGCAGUGUUAACAUGGCCCCUUUGUUUUUCCAGGAAAAUGGUGUAUAUACAAUAGCAAAAUUAAUUUUACCACAUAAACAAAAGAAUGCAGCAAAAACAAAUUUAUUACAGUGUUACGCUUUCAGAGCCUUGAGGUUUCUCUUCAGUAUGGAAAGAAACAGACCACUUUUUAAACGACUUUUCCCUACCGACUUGUUUGAGAUCUUCAUUGACAUAGGACAUUAUGUUCGUGAUAUCAGUGCUUAUGAAAAGUUGGUAUCAAAGUUGAAUGUAUUAGUGGAGGAUGAGCUGAAGCAAAUUGCUGAAAAUAUUGAAAGCAUUAAUCAGAACAAAGCACCUUCGAAAUAUAUAGGCAACUAUGCAAUUUUGGAUCAUCUUGGAAGUGGAGCAUUUGGCUGUGUUUAUAAGGUUAGAAAGCGUAGUGGUCAAAAUCUUCUAGCAAUGAAAGAGGUCAAUUUACAUAACCCAGCAUUUGGAAAGGAUAAAAAAGAUCGGGACAGCAGUGUAAAAAAUAUUGUUUCUGAAUUAACGAUAAUUAAAGAACAGGUAAAUGUUUUUCUUGUUGCUAAAGAUGUUUUCUUUAAGUCAACACCAUUGAAAUAAAGUAGAGUUCUCACGUUAUUCUUAUCCUUGAUGUUUAUGGACUAGGUUAGUGUGAAAUAAUGGAUGUUGUGGCAGUGAUAUUUUUACCAGUGUUUUUCCUAAGGCUUGAAAUUAAGCCAUAGACAUAGUUUCAGGAGUUUAUUUCAGAACUGUGGAUAC